AUGCAGUACACCCUUCUCCUCGCCGCCGCCACCUCGGCGCUGCUCACCUCGUCAUGCGCCAAUGCCAGUCCGGCCCCACCGCAGAUCACCGCCGCGCCCCGGGCCGCUCAGGUCGCGCGCAACCUAGCCCGGCGACAGCAGCCCAGCCCCGCGGGGAGCAGUGUGCUGGCCAAAGUCAUGACCAUUGCGGCCGGGGAGAGCUUUGACGGCGGCAACGUCAUGUUUGAUCGCGGCGUAUCGUGCACGGGGCAGGAAGAAGGCGGCUCUUCGGACGCCGUGUUCAUCCUUGAGAAGGGAGCCUCGCUGUCCAAUGUCAUUAUCGGUCCCAAUCAGAUUGAAGGCGUCCACUGCCAGGGCGGGUGCACGCUGACCAACGUCUGGUGGGACGCCGUCUGCGAGGACGCGUUCAGCAUCAAGACGCAGGACGCCGGCGAGACGACGCACAUCAAGGGCGGCGGCGCGCGCAGCGCCGAGGACAAGGUCGUGCAGCACAACGGCGGCGGCACCGUCGUCAUCGAGGACUUCACCGUGUCCGACUUUGGCAAGCUAUACCGCAGCUGCGGCAACUGCAAGAGCAUGCCCGCCCGGCACGUUCAGGUCGUCGGCGGCAGCGCGACCGACGGCAAGCUGCUGGUCGGGAUCAACCCGAACAUGGGCGACACUGCGGUCGUCCAGGGUGUGAGCAUGUCUGGCGUCAAGGACAAGUGUUUGGCGUUUGAGGGCGUCACCGAUGGGAGCGAGCCCAAGCAGAUUGGUCCUUGCGAGGGUGUCUAG
This is a messenger RNA of Microdochium trichocladiopsis, 774 nucleotides long. Its product is annotated as pectate lyase-domain-containing protein. Gene Ontology annotation, biological process: pectin catabolic process. Bases 1 to 774 code for a protein of 257 amino acids. Gene Ontology annotation, cellular component: extracellular region. Gene Ontology annotation, molecular function: pectate lyase activity. Lineage: Eukaryota; Fungi; Ascomycota; Sordariomycetes; Xylariales; Microdochiaceae. The record is from RefSeq and is a predicted model, not a curated record. The transcript has 2 exons.